AUGAAGAAACAUGAAUACUCAGAUGGCCCUGACUACAUACGGCAGAAGUAUAAUGAGCCAAUAGAGGUGAAGGAUGUUCCUGUGGAGAAAAAGGAGAAAUCUCCAACAGGGAGCCCUCAUUUCUACCGGAAGGGCACAACACCCGACCAGUCUCCAUCUUCAAGCCCAGUUCCCAGCCCCACUCCUUCACCUAUUGCUGUAAAAAGUACAAUUUUUAGCAGUAAAAGUCCCGCCGCAGUCACUCCACCAACUGUGACAGCAGGCAUAACAAAGGCAGCCUCAAAACUAUCUCUCAAACGGGAAGUGAGGCAACAGGAGGCUCCUCCAGUUGUCAAACCAGCUGUAACAUCAGCAGGUGGCGGUAAACCUAGCAACGGGCAGAUUCACUCCCAGUACCAUGGUUACUAUGUUAAGGCAGAUGUCAAGAUCCCGCCCCCCGAAGAACCAACUGGUGUGGAGGAUGACCUUCACCCGUCAAGCCUUGCACGCUUGCCACCCCCCGUCAAACCACUUUGGACUUCAGCACCAAAAACCCCACCCACCCCUAUCCCUUCACCCGCUCCACCAAAAGAGAGCACAAAAGCACCAGAGCCCCCCAAGCCAAAAAGACAGGAAUCAACCAGACCAAAGAGCCUUGCAGAAACCAAGAAAGCUAGUAUGGAAAUAGUUCCUGAAAUUGUAGAGGAGGAGUCGGGCCCGAACUCUAUCUUGGUGGCUUUAGUGAUGCUGUUGAAUGUAGGCCUUGCAAUCAUUUUUGUCCAUUUCCUCACCUGACCACAUCUGAACCCAGUGGACUCGCUAACUCUCCAUCAGCCAGAGGGGCCUUCUACAAAAAUGGCACCCCUCAGUAUGGCAGACACGGGCAAAACGGAGGACUGGAAAUAGACGAGUGAAGGUGGAGAAGACGUGUGGGGGUGGGGGUCACACGUGGAGGCGAGAGAGAGGAAAAAUUAGUGAGAAAGAAAGAUGAAACCUCCACUACCGCCACCCCCCAUCCUCUUUGGAUGGACUGAAUGACUGUCUUUGGUGCUGAAGUCCAACUUGAUUGGUCUGGCGAUGAUUUGUGACUCCUCUUAGAGUGCAGUGAAAGCUGAAGCAAGCAGUUACUGGUUUUGAAAAAAGGGCCCCUGAGCUCCCCAACUAUGGAUUCUUUAUCAGGCUUAGCAGUGUGUGUGUGUGUGUGUGUGUGUGUGUGUGUGUGUGUGUGUGUGUGUGUGUGUGUGUGUGUGCGUGCGUGCGUGCGUGCGUGCGUGCGUGCGUACGUGCGUGCGUGCGUGCGUGCGUGUGUGUGUGUGUGUCUGUAGCUCCAUUUCCAUCCAACUGUUCAGAAAAAUGUGGAUAAAUACUCAAAUUUAAAAAAUGGGGGCCGUCCAGAUGAGUUCAAGAGAAUGUGUUUGAGCAUCCAGAAAAACAGAGCGACUUACGGUGUUACUUUGUAAUGAAUGCCAUGUUGGGCGUAGACCAUGCUUUCAAUCAAUUGAACUACCAUCAGAUACUUCCGGAUGGACAAUAUAUAUAUAAUAUAUAUAUAGAACAAAUUGUUGAAAUCAGAAAGCCAAUUUGGAGCUGUAGUACACUUUAAUUGAGCUCUUCACCGGAGCCUUUAUUUCUGAUUCAGUCAACGCUGCCAAACUAGCUUCAGUGAGCAUGGAAAAGUUGUUGCGAUGGAUGAGGAACUUUUGUUCUUCUACUCGUACAUAAGAAUCCACACAAAAGUCUUUGCAUGGAAACCAAGCUGGUAGAUAUCUCAGUGUAUUUCACACGUGUUUGCUUCUGCUUUGUGUGUGUGUGGGCAUGUGUGUGAAUUUUGUGUGCUUGCGUGGGUGUAUGUGUUCCGACUGGGUAUGUUCAGAGAUGCACUUUGAGCUGAUGGAAGCCGACAGCUGCCUUACUAUUUUACAGAGUGACGUGGUGGUGGGUGAGGAGGCCCAGGCAGGAAUGUGAAACGCUCGGCCUGGGAGAGGGGCUCUGUUUCUAUCAGUCUGUCAAUCGAUCUGUUCAUAUCUGUUUUGAUCUGUAUCCGUGGGGCCUGCCUGCUGUUUUAAAUUCAUAUUUAUUUUUCUUCCUAUAUAUAUAUAAAUAAAUAUAUAUAUACAUUCGAAAAUCAGACAAUCAGAGGGGUAUAACAUUUGUAAAAUAUAACCAACCUGAUUUUUUUUAAAGAUUCUCUGCAAUUUUGCAAACCCGAUUACUCCAUGGUGCAUUGAAGAGUCUCUAAUUGGACAGAUGAAAGACUCCUUUUGACAUGGUCUUCCCUAAAUGUUUGUUUAUGUUUAUUUAAUUUAUGUUCCCUCAUUACAUUGCCUCAUUUAAUCCUUAUGAUCAAACAUGGAGAAUGGUAGCUGUAUAUCACCAUAUCGGAUCAGAGGCCCUAUUGUGCUUUGGGGGUUUUCCCUUUCCUGUAGUGUGUUCUAUAGGUGUUUGUGCAUGUACAUGGGCUGCAAAGGAUAACAUCGCUGUGUUCCCAUAGUUUUAGCAGGAUGUGGCCCCAUUAAUGACGCCCUAUUUCAUACAUUAAGAUUCCCCUCCUGUUAUCACGAGGUCCUUAGAUAAAGGGGCACACCAAUACUUGGAAUGUAAAAUUCCCUGUUGGUAUUUGUAGUCUGCUGUGGUUUGAAUCAGGACCGAUGGACGGACAGAUACAUAACAUAUUGAAUUCUUCCUGACACUACAGAGCACAAAGUGGAAUGUGUCCCAUACUUCCAACAUGUCAUCAAGUGCUGCAGCUCAUACUCUUUUUUUGUUUCAUUUUAUUUCCUAUAUCAUACUCCACAGUAUAUUAAAAGUUAUUUUAUCAUUUUAGAAUCAUGUUCAAAUAAUUUUUAGGGAAAUCUUUUUUAAUUGAUGUAAAUGAUUUCUCUUAUGUCAUACAGUUUCUACAGAAUUAGUGUAGGUGCCUCUGUCACUCACAGUGGUUAUUUUGCAGGAUUAACAUUUUAACUAGUGCAAAGACAUAGGAUUUUAAUAACACAGACUCAUAAUAACAAUAUUAAUCAGCCCUUUGAAGAAUGAACUGCUUUCCUUAGGUUUUUUUCCAUUACAGCUUUUAUUCAGCCACAGAGCCCUGAGGCUGAAAACAAAUUAUUUAUUUAUUCAUAUUUUGAUGGGAAAAUAUGCAGCUUUUACCAAUAAAAUAAUGUUUGCUAGCAGAGCUGAAUAAUGAUUAACAGUAGGUGUCUAAUAUUUCAUGUAUUUGUAUCGCUGAUUUGAUCACCUGUUCUGAGUAACAAUUGCCUCAUGAUUCAUUUUCAGAUAUUGUUAAAUAUUCAAUAUAUUACAGCAAGCUAAAAUGUCUACAUGUCUAUACGCUUUAUUUUAUGGGUUUGUAAAUUACUAAAAUGAUGCAUAAAGUUAUAGUUCUUACUCGGGAACUUUUCAUAAAAUAAUUGAUAAAUUAUGGGCUUGAAAUAUCUUGUUUGGAUGUUUUUAUUACUUACAUUUUGCAUUCAGUUAUAACUGUAACAAGAUGCUUUAUUUUGCAUAAUUAAUUGCAUUCACAUUUUUGGUUAAAUUAUUUACAUUUUAUGUUUUUGUCGGAUUAGUGAUAUCAUAACAGUAAUUGUUAUCUCUGGCCAUGCUAUAAUCCUGUAAAUGUAACCGUAGUAGCCGAGAGCGAGGUUAGCUUUCGCUUUUUUUGGCGUCUACAUUUCUCAACAGAAUGGGCCUUGACAUCUUUAUGAGUUAUGGUUUUCAUGUUUUUAAUUUAUUCUAAGCUACUGGUGUGUGAUUGGUGGUUUCAACAUAAAGAGUUUGCCCUUUGAAAUCAUCCACUUCUAACACGCAUGACGCCGCACCGAAAACAUAUUUAUAUAUUUUGAUGAAGAUAAUUUAUUUGAACUCUUAAAUAAGUUUACUCUUGGAGAAAAAUCAUCGUCUUAAAUCUGUUUCCACCCUAAUAACAUUGUGUUGCUGAGUUUAGCAUGCAGAUAUCGGCUGGUUUUGUUUGGUUAGAUUGGACGUCAGAGUAGAAUAUAUUCUGUGUGUGUUUGAUUAGGAUUCAGAGUUUGGUAUGGAUUGCAGAAGGUAAAGACACUGUGGGAAACUUGUUUGCAAAAUGAAGCUUUUAAAACGUUUAAUUUAAAAAGCUCCAUUCCCAUUGUUUGAGAACAUCGGAAACAUGCGUCUUCUUCAUUCCAACACUGGGAAUUUAGUGCGGUCCACCAUCUCCAUUUUUGAUAAUAACACAGAUACUCCGAAUAAUAAAUAGUAAAUAGCUCAAAGUCUAUAAUACACUCGUCAAAAUAAUCUUGAGAGUACAGCUACCACCCUGUACUCAAAGAUCAGCCAAGUGAGAACAAACAUUGAUUUAUUUUAUAUACCAUACAAAUUAGGAGAUAGGAAAUGUGUUACUACAUGCACAUAGCGUCCCCCGUGGCUCUAAAAAAAACAAUUGGAUCUUUUGAAAAUACGUGGAUCCUUGAAAAUAAGUGGAUUUUCUUUUUAAGUAGUUGAUUUGAAUAGCCGAUUAAACAGGCCGUCAAAUUGCGGCGGACCCUCUACAAAAGCAAUACAUUUCCCAUGAGGUCUUAAAUAGUGUUUUUACUAAAUAAGUAAAUCUGUAAAUUUCCUUUUAUAUGUAUUUAAUAUUUAGAUUUUCGGUUCCCAGUUUUAGGGUCUAAGAGAUCCGAGUUGAUAGCUUUUUAUCAAGGCUGGUUUUCACUUUGGAGUGACUUAUCAGCAGGACGAGACACUUUUUAAAAAUAAUGAAUGAAUUUAAAAGCCAUUGAGUGGGAAAUAGCCUAUAGAUUUUACAAAUCACAUAUGUUCAAUUAAAUGUAUUUUAAAGGAUAUUUUAAAGGUCUUCUUUUUCUUUGGAAAAGGGUUACAGUAGAUGGAAGAAACAGAGUUCUGAGAUAAUGUGAAGACAUAGUGAGCAGAUAUGGUGUAGAGUUGUGACUUCUGGUGAAGCUUCUUGAAGAUCGCCUGAACUUACUGGUGGAAAUAAUCAACGUGAUGGUGUAGAGUGGUGCAGUGAUGACGUGUAUUUAUUGAGGCCAACCUGGAAGUUAGCAUCACAAGAACUCACUCAACAAAAAAGAAGGGAAAUUGGAUUUUGGAAAAUGCAGAAACUAGGGUCUUCUGCAAAAACACAUUUAUGAUACACAUUUUGUUCAGCAGGAUAAUUUUCACAUAUAUCCUCAACUUUAUGAUUUUUGAAGCUUAAACGCAAUCGCCAGAAGUGAAAGCUAGGAUAUAAAGGAACUACAUCACCGCCACAUGGCUGCGAGUCACCACUGCUAAGCUAAAAGCAGCUAAUGUUUGGCGUUAUGAUUCUAUGUAGUCUAUUUUAGUAACUUGUUACAGCUCUUUUAAGCUUUUUGAAGCAUAAAUGAAAUUGCCAGAAGUAAAGUGCUAACGUCAGGCUAUAAACCUGCUACAUUGCGGCCGCGUCACCACCGCUAAGCUAAAGGCGGUUUGGUGUGAUGAAGUUUAGUAUUUAGCAACUGCUAACAAGUGUUGUCUUAAUCACACAUAGAAACUUGGGACAUUCAACACUGGGGUAUUUACUGACUUAUUUUAUGUUGAGAAAAAAAAAGCGUUAACUAUGAGAGGAGGGAACUGGAAGUGGUAAAAUGCUAACUCAUGCUCAUUCCUGCACCACUCUAUUAAAUCACAGUUAGCAUAGAAGUCUGAUCUCAAAUCUGCAUUAGACCCACUCUCCAGCAAGAAGCUUAAACAUAUCAUGAUAAUCUUCCAAAUAAUUGUUUUGUUAUCUUUUGCUUUCUUUGCUGGAGUUUGGGAGUUGUUCAGUUUAAAGCCACUAACAUCUUCACUCAGGUCUGAUCUUAAGGAGGUUUGUAUUGUUAGAGAAGGACACAGAAAGAAUGGGCAGAUGAAAUGUUUCUGAGGGGAACAGGGAAGAGAAUGUGACAGUCUCGUUGUAUCGAGAAUGUUUUUGUAGGCUAAACUAUAAUUGGCCCAAAUUUGAAAUUGAACCCGGGUUAUUCGUUGCAUGAUAUCAGUCACUGUGGAGCUGUUUUUAAGCUACUCUGUGAAAUAGGUGUUGACAAAUCAAGGAGGAGCCUUUAAAGUGCGUAUGUGUGUGUAUGGAAUGAACUCGAACAUCUAUUUGUACAUUAUGACCCCGACAGGACAAUCUCUUACAUUUCAUUUUUGUCUCUGUAUAGAUUUUUACAUCACUGUAUAUUGUGUUUGGUUUCUAAGGCGUUCUGAGAGCCUUUUUUCUAACACUGUAUGCCUGUAUUUUGAUUAGUUUGGCUUUGAACGCACCUAUCAUCUCGGCUGCUGCUGGUGAUACGGUGCACACAUUAUUAUUAUUAUUAUUAUCAGUUAUUUUACUUGACAACAUUUGUUUUUGUUUUUUGGCAGUUGUUUCUAUGGAGAUACAUUAAAAAAGAGGGUUUACAUUUUACUUCAUGAGUUUGUGUGUUCUUUGAAACUCACUUCACGAGCGGCAAGGAAUUCAUGAUGACUUUCAUCACGGCGGUGAAAUGUAAAACAUAUUUGUGAUCCCUAUGAUAACAGUGUGACAGUGUCAUGCAAUGACAUAAUGCCAGGGGCAUUCCCUGUUGCUUAAGCCUGCAGCGCUCUAUUCCAUUAGGGAUGCUCGAACUAAAAAAAUAACUCAAGUGUGAAAGUUGGCUCGGCUCUCCGUGACAGGAAUAGUUGUGGUGGCUGACAGCUGCUGGCCUGUCUGGAGACUGCAGCAACACUCAGAGGCUUCAGAGACAGGGAGCUACAAUGAUACCAUGUUGUGAAGGUAAAACACGCACUGUCUGUCUAAUUCUUCUGUUUUCACAGGAAAUGUCAAAUUGCCCACACACCCAAUUGGGAAGCUACAGAGGUUAAAUGGUGCAAGUGACAUUACUUAAUACUUUAUAUGUGAACCAUUCAAUGUCCUUGUUUCAUGCAUGAAUUGGUCAUUCAUGUGAUCUGAUUUUCAUCUAAAUCACAAUGUUAGACAAACACAAUGUGCUCAAGCUUAUAAUACACAAACAUGUAUAAUCUCUUAUUGCUUUAUAUCACACC
Molecule: messenger RNA, 6990 nt
Organism: Notothenia coriiceps (black rockcod)
Lineage: Eukaryota; Metazoa; Chordata; Actinopteri; Perciformes; Nototheniidae
Product: junctophilin-1-like
Exons: 5
Coding region: 1-774 (257 amino acids)
Source: RefSeq, a predicted model, not a curated record